GCCGAAUGUUCAAAAAAACAGAAAGAAAUGGAAAAUGCAGGCAGUUCAUCAAACUAUCAGCCAUUCAAGAGACUGCAGUCACUUGGCAAAGCUACCAAAAGGCCAAUUCGAUCUUUGCCACAUUCACCUAGAAAGGGACAAGCUGUUGUCAGUGGCCUUGUGAAACGUCUUGGUGUAGAUUUGGAAAAAGAGAUGCAAGCAUCACUGUCAACAAACAAGUGGAAACACUGGUCUUGAAGAAGUACAAAAUACAGUCCGUGCCUUCUAUUUCCGCUCCCAUGUAUC
Messenger RNA from Paramuricea clavata, 285 nucleotides. The record is from the annotation of a GenBank genome assembly. NCBI's taxonomy places the organism in Eukaryota, Metazoa, Cnidaria, Anthozoa, Malacalcyonacea, Plexauridae.